AUGGCUGAGGGUAUCGAAAAGCUUGCCGAAGUUCCGGUUGAGUUCUUUAAAGACGGUUCUGCAUUUGUCAGAAAGUGUCAGAAGCCAACUCAAAAGGAGUACCUCAAGAUCGUUAGAGCUGUUGGCGUUGGUUUUGUGAUGAUGGGCGUCGUCGGGUACGCUGUCAAGUUGUUGCACAUUCCUAUCAGAUAUUUGAUCGUCUAA
Candidozyma auris is the source of this 204-nucleotide messenger RNA. Its product is annotated as translocon subunit SSS1. Gene Ontology annotation, molecular function: transmembrane protein transporter activity. NCBI's taxonomy places the organism in Eukaryota, Fungi, Ascomycota, Pichiomycetes, Serinales, Metschnikowiaceae. The record is from RefSeq and is a predicted model, not a curated record. Gene Ontology annotation, cellular component: Ssh1 translocon complex; membrane. Bases 1 to 204 code for a protein of 67 amino acids. Gene Ontology annotation, biological process: post-translational protein targeting to membrane, translocation; protein targeting. The transcript has 2 exons.